AUGGCACCCCAAUUCGAGCCCAUGAAGAAUGACCUCAUUCUGCGCACAGCACGAGGCGAAAAGGUCGAGCGCCCACCGAUAUGGGUGAUGCGCCAAGCCGGACGUUACUUGCCGGAAUACCACGAGGCGAAAGGCAAGAACGACUUCUUCGAAUGCUGCCGCAGCCCCGAAAUCGCAUCCACCCUCACCCUCCAGCCCAUUGAGCGCUACGAAGGCCUCAUCGAUGCCGCCAUCAUCUUCUCCGAUAUCCUCGUCAUUCCGCAAGCGAUGGGAAUGGAGGUCAUAAUGGUGGAUAAGAAGGGCCCGCACUUCCCCGAGCCGCUGCAAACGCCAGAGGACAAGCAGUACAAGGAGGUUCUUGAGAGGAAGGUGGAUGUUGCCGAGUCGUUGGACUAUGUCUACAAGGCCAUCACCAUGACUAGGCAAAAGCUGGCAGGAAGAGUGCCGCUGAUUGGCUUCUGUGGCGCACCCUGGACAUUGCUGUGCUACAUGGUCGAAGGCGGUGGCAGCAAGAUGUUCAUCCAGACCAAGACAUGGAUCUACAAGUACCCCGAGGAGAGCAAAGCGCUGCUGCAGAAGAUUGCCGAGCUUUGCGUGGAGUACCUGGCUCUUCAAGUUCAGGCUGGUGCACAGAUGAUCCAAGUCUUCGAUUCCUGGGCAGGAGAGCUAUCGCCAACCUCCUUCAAAACCUUCGCUCUGCCAUAUCUCAACUACAUCGCCGACAACCUGCCCGCGCGUCUCCAAUCCAAGGGCCUCGAGCCAGUUCCUAUGACCGUCUUCGCGAAAGGCGCAUGGUACGCCUUGUCGGAUCUUUGCGACACCAAGUACAACACAAUCGGUCUCGAUUGGCUACAUGCGCCGGCGGAAGCAUACAAGAUUGCGCAGGCAAAGGGUAAGGUGCUUCAAGGUAAUGCGGACCCGGGUGUCUUGUACGGUACCAAGGACUCUAUUACAAAGGUGGUAGAGGAGAUGGUCGCUGGGUUUGGUGGCGGCAAGCAGGGGUGGAUCGCCAACCUUGGACACGGUAUCACACCGUUCGUCAAGCCAGACGACCUCAAGUUUUACUUUGAAGAGAUCCACAGAUUAACGAAAGCCUAA
Messenger RNA from Alternaria ethzedia, 1098 nucleotides. It is a transcript of the gene HEM12, whose product is annotated as Uroporphyrinogen decarboxylase in heme biosynthesis. The transcript is spliced from 5 exons. Gene Ontology annotation, biological process: heme biosynthetic process. Gene Ontology annotation, cellular component: cytosol. Lineage: Eukaryota; Fungi; Ascomycota; Dothideomycetes; Pleosporales; Pleosporaceae. The coding region runs from base 1 to 1098 and encodes 365 amino acids. Gene Ontology annotation, molecular function: uroporphyrinogen decarboxylase activity. The record is from RefSeq and is a predicted model, not a curated record.